GCUGCUGUAAUGGAUCUGAAAGCUGGCAAACAUCUCGUGGCACCAGCGAUAAAUAAUAUCAGUUGCUCGAAUAACCGUUUCACCGGCAAUUUCUUCGCCCAUAUUGGCCCGCUGGAUGUCCUACAGGCACUGUUCAUAGUGUUCCUCACGUUUCUGGUGAUCAGCGCGAAUCUAAUGGUCAUCAUCGUCAUCAACAGUCGCCGGUAUGCCGCCUACAUCCACCCACAGCCCCGGUACCUGCUGACAUCACUGGCGCUGAACGAUUUGGCAAUUGGGUUGCUGAUCAUACCCUUCGGGGCGUUACCUGCCUUACUACACUGCUGGCCUUACGGUGAAAUAUUUUGCCAAAUUCAGGCCUUGCUACGUGGAGCUUUAUCACAACAAAGUGCUGUUAUCUUAGUCUGUAUGGCAGUCGACCGGUAUCUGUGCGUGCUGCAUCCCCAAAUCUACCAUAAGCGGUCCAGUAAAAAAGGCUGUGUUGCAAUUUUGAGCGUAACGUGGAUUUUAUGUUUGACCUGUUUUGGACUUUUGGUGCUGCCGAAAGGAUACUACUUCAACAAAUCCGGUCUGCUGGCGUGUGAACCGUUCUACAGUAAAUCGUCCUACCGGAUACUGUCCAGUUGUGCGCUGUACUUUCCAACGACGAUGGUGCUGAUGUAUUGCUACGGGUCAAGUUUCCACGCCAAUAGAUACAGACUGGCGACGCCAGCAGCCGGUGGUACCACGUUGUCCGCCGUGUCGAUACAGGGAACUGCCACCGGAGGACGAGGAGGAGAUGGUAAUGGUGGCGGAGGUGCUACAACAACUACGACGACCGAAAUCGGAACGGUCAACAACUCGUCCUGUGCCGGGACUCCAACGGCCAUCUCCGUCGCGACGCCCUCGUCCUUGUCGUUCUCGGAAAAGCUGGCAGACCACGAACAGAGACUGAACGGAUCAACUUCACGCACAAUGGCGGCUAUAUCAUUAGGUUUUAUAGUAAUUAUCACCCCCUGGACGAUACAGGAGAUUGUGGCAACAUGCACAGGAUCAAAGAUACCAACAUCGAUCGAUUUCUUCGUCACAUGGAUAGCAUUAAGUAGUAGCUUUUGGAAUCCUUUUCUCUACUGGCUCCUGAAUGCCAGAUUCCGGAGAAUUUGUAAAGAAAUGUUAUCUUCUAAGUGCACCAGUAGCCAAACCUCGCUGGACGAAAAGAGUAGUAUAAGCCUAGAGUACGAUCAGCACAUGACAACACUGCCGCUUCCACCGGGUCCACCUCCGGCGACAAUUUGCCGCUCGACGAACCACACACCCCGACCGGACAUCGAGUGUCCAGAAAAGUACUGGGACGACGUCCUCGAGCGAACGUUUAGUACCGGUAGCAUCAAUGCCCUUCACCGCAGUACCUCGUCCAGUUCAACCGCGUACCAUCAGACGACUCUCCACAGACACCACCAUCGGCACCGGCACCACCACCCACAGCAGCACAAUGGCAACGGCAGCAAUCAUCACAGCAGCAAUAGCAUCCACAAGUCAACGAUCGAACACGGUAAGGACAACAGUGACUUCACUGUGAUCUUCCCGACGACCAAUUCGGACCCGGCCAUGUCUUGCGAACAUGAACUGCACGACAUCAACUGUGCCAAAAAUCGGGCAUUUUUCCUUGGUUUCAAUCACCACCAAGCGCUACCAGAUACCUAGUAUCGUAGGGUGCGAACCGGGCGAUGGAGUAGGAUUAAGCUGUUAGUGAUGCGGAUUUUAUAAAAAAAAAAUGUAAGAACACUAAGCAAAUCUGUGGCAACCGAUUUUUGUAUGAUGCUGCACCUCAGUAGGGUAAAGGUAGGGUAAAGUAAAUUGGAUCAAAAUCAAAUUCGAGUCGUGUAGGAACA
Molecule: messenger RNA, 1868 nt
Organism: Ochlerotatus camptorhynchus
Lineage: Eukaryota; Metazoa; Arthropoda; Insecta; Diptera; Culicidae
Product: trace amine-associated receptor 8c
Exons: 7
Coding region: 10-1680 (556 amino acids)
Biological process (GO): neuropeptide signaling pathway
Cellular component (GO): plasma membrane
Molecular function (GO): G protein-coupled peptide receptor activity
Source: RefSeq, a predicted model, not a curated record